GGGUCUUUCAUUAAGUCAUCUCCAAAAGUAUUGCAACAAUUUGAGGAGGCAAAGCAUAGAUUGCUAGAACUUAAAGAAUGGGAAGCAUGUAUGAAAAAAGAUCACCCAGAAAAGAAAAAAAUACAGAAAGGAUACCAAGAAGCUUUAAGUCAUAUGGGAAUGGGGCUAGAUAAAUUGGUUGAAUGCCUAGGUGGUAAAAUCGAAAAAUUCUCUCUAAUAUCUGAUAUCCAAAGUAUUGCACCAGAUGCAGAAAUAGGCUAUACACUUGAAGAUGAAACAAAGGGUAUACCAAUAGGGGAAAUGGUAUAUUUAAAGCCAAAGAUGUAUUCAGUUCUUCUAGCAGAGCAUGAUCCUAAAACUUCUGAUGACCCAGAUUCUGAAAACCCUAAAAAGAAACACGGUAUCCAAAAGGCAAAGGGUGUAAAGAAAUAUAUGGAAGAAGCAUAUACUGAAAGGCUAGAAAAUUAUUGCAAAAGAUAUGAAGAUAAUGAUCUCUAUAGUAGUUUAGAGGAAUUAUAUGAGCUUUAUUAUCAUAUAGCUAAGGAGAAAAAUCGCGAAAGAUUAGAUGAUGAAAUAGAACAGAUGCUUAAAGCAAUGGCAAUCUAG
Messenger RNA from Racocetra fulgida, 606 nucleotides. NCBI's taxonomy places the organism in Eukaryota, Fungi, Glomeromycota, Glomeromycetes, Diversisporales, Gigasporaceae. The record is from the annotation of a GenBank genome assembly.